CGAAGAAAGAAAAAAAUGAGCGAGAAAGAGGGAGAAGCCAGAAUACCAACGAGAAGAGAAGCGUUGCUAAUUUUUUUCUGUUUGUUUGCUUUUCCAUGCAUGCAUAAUGAAGGAUAAUUAGAGCAUGCUGUGACCGUAGGUUUGUAUUUAAGGUCUCCUAAUAAUCCAUAAACGGAGAUGAGAAGCUUUUAGUAUCUUAUGUUGUAAGGGAAGCAACAAGAAGGGGGCAGCUGGGUUUUUGUUUCAACCUCCUGAAAACCUCUGUGAAAGUGCAGCACAAGGACUGCACACUACUUGCUGGACUAAGCCUCCGAGCGGGGAAAUUAAGCGAUCCAGUGCGAAAGUUGUCAGAUCGUGGAAAACUGCUGCACGGGAAAGGGUUUCUACAGUUGAGAAGAAUCGAUUCUUCCCCGCAGACUCUGGAUUCUUGCUUCAGAUUUAAUGGAUAUAUGAGAGCCUUAUGAAAAAAAUCAACAAAGGUUUAGCAUUAUCUCAGCUGCAAGCACCACGAUGGCAAAUUAUGCCUGUUUGAGCCAGUGCUUCAGCCGGGUGGUCUGGCUUUUCGUGGGCUUAAUCGUGGUUUUCGGUUCAAUUUCAUUGACUUCGCCUGCCCAUGGCCGUCGGAUGAUAUGCUGGCAAGCCAUCAUGAAGUGUCAGGGUGAAGGGGAAUGCAACUAUGCUUACGGGCAGUAUGUUGAAGCCUGCUCCUCGAUAAUAAACAGAGAUCGCCACCGGUGCCCAAGUCACUGCAUCUCUGCCCUCAUUCAGCUGAACCACACUAAGAAUGGACCCGCUCUAGAGGACUGCGACUGCGCUCAGGAUGAGCGUUGCAGAGCCACCAAGCGAGCAAUCGAGCCCUGUUUGCCAAGGACUAGUGGAGUUUUGGGCUGCACCGAAGCAAGGCGCCAGUGCGACAGGGACCCCCGGUGCAGCACUGCCAUGCGUAAUUAUUUAAUACACUGUGGCAAACUUUUCAACGGGAUUCGGUGCACUGAUGAGUGCAGGGCUGUAAUAGACGACAUGCGGUAUGUGCCUAAAGCAGCCCUUUUGAAUGAUUGUGUGUGUGAUGGAAUGGAGAGGCCCAUCUGCGAGGCCAUAAAGGAUAACAUGGCAAGGCUUUGCUUCGGGUCCGAUUUCAACACCGGCAGCGGUGGCUCAGACGAUGAGGACGACUAUGAAGACUAUGAGGAUCCAAUAAUAGUGGACUACGCCAGCAAAGAAAACAGUGGAUGUCUUUUGAGACCCCUAAAUGUUUUGACUUUGAUGGCAUCCAUUUUGCUUCUAUUUCCUUUUCUUUAAUCCUUAAAUUAAUUAUUCACCAAGUUUUGCUUCUGUCAGUUUAACUUCUUCUAAAGACUUUGAUCUGUCACUCAAAGACGCUCGCCUGGUUGCUGUUGAAUAUAUGCGACCCCAAAGGGUGUGUGAAUUAAAGUUUGCAUGGCAAUAUCUAAUUGUCCAAUCAUAACACAUUGAUUUUAGCCCAAAGGUCUAUCACGGAUCACGCGCGCUCGUGUUCUGUGUUGAAAUGGUUAAACGUCACUGUGUUUUGGUCAGUAUAGUUAAGAGUUUUACAUUUUGGUAUUUAUUUUUAAAUGUGUUUUUUUUUUUUUUUUUUUUUUGGUUGCCUGUGUUGGCAUGAAGUGAUGCUACCAAAUAAGCUUUGUAUUUGCAAUACUACUGCCUUACUGCCAGAAAUUUGCAAUUUUCUAAGUUAGUCACAUACUAGCCGGUAUUUUUGACAUCGUUCAGUUGAUCAUUUGUCAUCUGAAGUUAUAUUGUGUGCUGUCAUUGUUGACAGUCGAUAUGGCUCAAAAUAAUAUAUAUAUAUAUAUAUAUAUAUAUAUAUAUAUAUAUAUAUAUAUAUAUAUAUAUAUAUAUAUAUAUAGAUAGCUAGAUAGAUUUUAAAGGCUACUAUGGUAAAAUGAAUGAACAAUGCAAGUUAUGUUUUUUUUUUAACUUUUAUAUAAACUCUAUUUUUUAAAGAUGUUGCUUCAGUGGUAUCAGGGUUUCACCUCUGGUAUAUCUUCAUUAAAGUCUAUUUAAGAUUGGAGUUAGUUACCAGUCGAAUCGUUUGUUGUACAUAAAAUGUUAUAAUCGAUGCAUUUGGAAAUAAUUUAUUUUAUAAAAGUGUUCUGAUCCAGUUCCAUAGUUUCAAGACUAAGUUUGUAAUUCAGUUCAUACCUAAAGGUACAGAAUCCAAUUUUAUUUGAAAGGGAAGUGAUUUAUUAUUACAUUGACGUAUGUAUGCUCUAAAAGUCAACUGUACAGUGUAUUAUAUAGAUUUUUCAGAGGUUAUCUUUUUAACUGUGUUUUUUGAGAGGAAUUAUUCACUGUCUAGAAAUGUGUAAAUGCAUUGUAUGGCUGCCUUAACGUUGUAUUUUUAUAGAAGGCAUAAAAAGAGACAUAUUGUUUAAAAGCA
Messenger RNA from Acipenser ruthenus (sterlet), 2419 nucleotides. Its product is annotated as growth arrest-specific protein 1-like. The transcript has a single exon. The coding region runs from base 511 to 1299 and encodes 262 amino acids. Gene Ontology annotation, biological process: regulation of cell cycle. The record is from RefSeq and is a predicted model, not a curated record. Lineage: Eukaryota; Metazoa; Chordata; Actinopteri; Acipenseriformes; Acipenseridae.